This is a messenger RNA of Blepharisma stoltei, 1539 nucleotides long. The record is from the annotation of a GenBank genome assembly. Lineage: Eukaryota; Ciliophora; Heterotrichea; Heterotrichida; Blepharismidae.
AUGGCAGAGAUUAGAUCGGAAAUCACAAAUGAGGCUGAUACCUAUAAUGAAGAUCAAAAAAUAAAAUCUUUAUAUACCCCUCUCCAAGAAAAUAUUCAAACCAUCAAACAAGGAAUGCACAAUACAUAUACAUAUUUUAGCAUUGAAGUCCUUGAUACCUCAAAAAUGCUAACAAUCUAGUAAAUCAUAUACAGCGCAGAGCCAUGUAACGAAGAAAGCGACCCAGAUAUUUAUCUUUCUAAUACUACACCAUAUGUCGAUAUGAGUACAUCAUAAUUAGAUAACUAUAUAUGAGAAUCAACAAAAAUCGGUGCAGAUAAGCUUCAAAUUCACCCAUACGACGCAGGAUUUAAAGUAGGGACUUAUUAUAUUGGUGUCCACGCAUAUAAGCAAGGCCUUAAUACUUUUAAAGUUUGGUACACUUUAACAGAAAUCCCAAUUUCAUUAGAGCUCAAUCAAGUGUAUACAGGGAUAGUCCAUGAUUGAAAAUAUUUUAAAUUCCCAAUCAAACAUGCUGGGGAUAGCAGAAUUGAAGUAAAACUGAGUCCUGGGUAUGGAAAAUUAGCAUUAUUUGUGUCAAAAGAUCUUUAUUACCCAAGCGAAAAAGAGCACCAAUGAAGCUUAGGAUUUUAUGGUGACAUUAGCAUUUUUGAUGAUGAUUUCUUCGGCAGCACUUAUGACGUGCUAGAUCUUGACCCAUAUGAUGAAUAUUUAAAGAGAAACUACACAAGGAGGCCAACUGCACUAGAAUUAGAAAGAAUCGCAAAAUUAGAAGAAACUGAGCCAAGACGAACAGAUGGAGGAGAGCUCAGAUUUUGUAUUGAUUCUGAUGAUUGGAAAUGCACAAGUGAAGCUUGUUUUGUAAGUGUGAGAAAUUUGACUAAUGAAGAUGUGGAGUUUAAUAUAUCACAAAGAGAAGUCCCAGAGGUAGAACUGGUGCCACCUGAGCUUGCACACCGUUAUCAGUAUUUUACAAAAUUAUUUGAAGAUGUCGAUGGAGGGAAUGUAUCUGGAGCUGAGAGAAAAAGGCUGAAAAUUACGGGAAAAUGCGAAUUCACGUAUGGGGAAAUUGAAUUUAUGCAUAUGGUACCGAUAUUUGAACUAUGCAAGCCAAAAGAAGGAGAAGUUUUUUAUGAUUUAGGAUGUGGUGCUGGAAAAUGCUUAGUAGCGGCUGCACUAGCAUUUCCAAACUUGAGACUUUGUAAAGGGAUUGAGCUUUUACCUGGUCUUUGUGAUUUAUGUAAAAGAACUGUCGAUUCUAUGUACGGCGAAAUCCAGGCUGCUCCAAUCGAAGUAAUUCAAGGCGAUAUUUUAGAAAUCGACUGAUCAGACGCUGACAUAAUUUAUACCUCAAGCAUCUGUUUCCCCCAAGAAAUCAUAGAAGGUAUGCUUGUGAAAGCAAGCCAGCUUAAAAAAGGCUCAAGAAUCAUCACCCUGAAGCUUUUUCCUCCAAACGAAGUUUUCGAAACAAAAUUCAAUGUCAGAGUGAAAAUGACCUGGGGUAAAACGGCUGUUUAUGUCUUAGAAAAAAUAGUUUAA